AUGUCGUCGCCUCAAACGCCCGUGCAUUCGCGGCACGCUUCUACCGUCGACUUCAACCCCUAUAGCGCCACCUCGUCACCGCAGGAGCGACGGCAAUCCAAAUCAUCAUUAUUCCACGAUCCCUCGACGCCCCUUCGGAGUAGUUUCAACCAUCACCAAGAUGGGCUGGAUAUGGGAGUGUUUAGCAGCGGAGGGAUGGACGCCGGCGGCGGGGGGCUCGGAAAUCUAGCGGACGAGCUUGCGGAUGCGCUAUCCGACGACGACGAUGAGGAGGAGGACGAGUACUACGAGCACGACGGAAACGCUCCGAAUAUCAGCUUCGAGCUCGACGAGGGCGACCCUGGCGAGGCAGUCCAGGGGACCCGGGAUAGCGGAGUCGACGUGGAGAUGAGCCCUGCGGGUCUGGGUGCCCGGCGCGAGAAGAACAUGAGCUUGACGCUGCCGUCGCCGAAUGGGAGGGGACACCGAAGAGCGGGGAGCGAGUACGACGGAAGCGAGUAUGGAUCCGAGACCGAUCUCGAGUCUCCCGGCAUGCCGCCCAGCCUGAUCGCCAAGAUUGAUGCCGUCGAGUCCCUCGCCCGGAGAGGCACGGAAAAUAAUGGCGGGCCUACUGAUGGGACGUUCCAGAGGGUGACGGAUGGGCUGCGGGACCUCGGAUCGCAGUCCGGUAUUGAGGGAUGUGCCUCGAGGUUGAUCACAGCACAUUCCGCUCUCACAACCCACCUGAGCCACCAAACACGCCAGCUCCAUAGCCUGACGUUCCCUCUACUGUCACCCCUCGUCCCGCCGCCAGACCCAGAGACCAUCGACGCGCUGCUACCGAUGCUCAUCUCGCUAUCCGAGACCAUGCCGCGGCCGUCGGCGGGCGCCUACAACUCGCUGACGGCGCUGCACUCGCUGACGUCGGACCUCGUGCAGACGCUCAACUACCUCUCGGACACGCUGCACAUGUCGCGGCAGACGACGACGACGGCGACGAGGCGCCUGCGGAGCGCCAAGGAGCUCGUCGCCGAGAUGAGGCGCGAGGAGGAGCUCCGCGAGGAGGGCGAGAGGUGGCUGUCGCGCGGCAACUGGGGCGAGCGGCUCGCCAAGAGGGAGUGCGCCCUCGUUUGCGGCGAAGUCGUCGGCGGGUUCGAGGAGGUCUGCAAUGGCUGGCGGGCGAGGCUUCUUGCGCAGGCCGAGUCUGCGCCGGCGUGA
Phialemonium atrogriseum is the source of this 1197-nucleotide messenger RNA. RefSeq lists its product as uncharacterized. The record is from RefSeq and is a predicted model, not a curated record. Lineage: Eukaryota; Fungi; Ascomycota; Sordariomycetes; Cephalothecales; Cephalothecaceae. The transcript has 2 exons. Bases 1 to 1197 code for a protein of 398 amino acids.